Messenger RNA from Penicillium atrosanguineum, 1665 nucleotides. RefSeq names its product putative alpha/beta hydrolase. The coding region runs from base 1 to 1665 and encodes 554 amino acids. NCBI's taxonomy places the organism in Eukaryota, Fungi, Ascomycota, Eurotiomycetes, Eurotiales, Aspergillaceae. The transcript has a single exon. The record is from RefSeq and is a predicted model, not a curated record.
AUGCCUACUACCUCCGGCCUCCUCUACGUGACAAUGCAGCCCAAGGGCUCGCUGCCGGACACCCAGUUCCACGACUGGUACAACACCGAGCAUGGCCCUCUGCGACUGCGUCUGCCCUUCAUCAGCAACGGAUUGCGCUUCCGUGCGACCGACGGCGAGCAGCCCGAGUACGUGGCGCUGUACGAUAUCACCGACAUGGACGAAUUGACCCGCAAGACCUACCUGGACCUGCGAACGGAUCUGAUCAAGACGGAGCGCGAGAAGAAAACCAUGGCGCAGAUUGAUGUUGGUCGCUUGCUGUACGACCUGGUGGAUGAGCGAAGCUCCCCCGAUUACCGCCCACUGGAAGAUCGAGCCGAUACCGAUGCCGAGACCCGCGGAAGCGUUAUGAUUGCCGUAACCACUACCACGCACCCCGACGCCGAGAAGCAGGCGGAGCAUGACCGCUGGUAUCGCGAGGAACACUUCGAGAUGCUCUCCCGCGUGCCUGGCUGGCGUCGUAGCCGUCUGUUCGUUACCGCAGCCAUUGACUCCGCGGCUCCGCGCGAGACCCUGGCUCUCCACGAAUAUGCCCCUGUCAACGGCCUGGGCGGCGAGGCCCACCAGGCUGCUAUGAACACUCCUUGGCGCGAGCGCCUUGUCAAUGAUGUGGUGACCUCUAAGCGUCGCCGGGUUUACCAGUGGUACUACACCUUUGGCCCCGCCCCCCGCGAGCUUUCUUCCCUGGCCGCUUCCGACGUCGUGGGACCCUGGUCCUCGAACGACGGCCGUACUCGCACCUUCCCCUCACCCACACGGCCGGCAGUCGAGUCCUUCGUGACCACCAAGGAUGGCGUUGAGAUCCCGUACCGCUUGGAGGGUAGCACCGACCCUACGGCUCCCGUGGUGGUGCUCAGCAACUCAAUCUUGGUCAACUGGAACAUCUGGGAUCGCUUUGUCGACUCUUUCUUUUCCCGCAAGGAGAAUCAGCGCUACCGUGUCGUGCGAUACCUGACUCGUGGCCGUCGCUCUGCGAGCGGUGAGCAGCCCGUCAAUGUGGAUGUGCUAGCAUCCGACCUGGCUACUCUGCUCGAGGCACUUCGCGUGCCGCCCAAGGCCGCCCGCUUGGUCGGUGUCAGCCUGGGUGGUGUCACUGUUCUUAACACAUCUCUUCUGUUCCCCGAGCGCGUGGGGGCGUUUAUCGCCUGCGACACCAACUCCUCUGCCCCGGAAUCGAACCGCAAGGCUUGGGCUGAUCGCGUCGCGAUCUGUGAGCAGGAGGGCUCCGUGGACCCCAAGACCAAGGAGCCUAUUGUCGGCGAGCAGCUGGCUGAGGUGACUACGCGACGCUGGUUCGUCCCGGAGUCGUACGAGACUCAGCCCGAAGUGCUAGCAACAGUCAAGGAGGCGGUGCGCACCAACAGCCUGAAGGGCUUCGCACACAGUGUCCAGGCUCUCUGUGCCUACGACAUCCGUGACCGCAUGGCCAAUGCCACUGUGCCCGGCUUGUUCGUGGCUGGUGCAAAUGACGGCGUUCUGCCUCAGACCAUGCAAAAGAUGGCGGCCGAUCUGCGUGGUGGUGCUGAGCUGAAAAUCAUCGAUAAAGCGGGCCACUUGCCUAUGGUUGAGCAGCCGGAAGCCUUUGCAGAGGUUGUCACCGAGUUCCUGAGCAAGAUUGAUGGUUGA